Molecule: messenger RNA, 2531 nt
Organism: Anas platyrhynchos (mallard)
Lineage: Eukaryota; Metazoa; Chordata; Aves; Anseriformes; Anatidae
Gene: EPS8L3
Product: EPS8 signaling adaptor L3
Biological process (GO): regulation of Rho protein signal transduction; positive regulation of ruffle assembly; Rho protein signal transduction
Cellular component (GO): vesicle; ruffle membrane; plasma membrane
Molecular function (GO): actin binding
Source: RefSeq, a predicted model, not a curated record
ACCCACGGGGGUGACGCAGCAACCUGGGGACCUUGCUGGGUGGUGGGCUCAGGACCUCGCACACAGACCGAGCCCAGUCCUCGAGGCCAGAUCCUGGACUCCAGCAGGGCGCUGCCCACCCUGUGUGGCCCUAAACCAGUUGGGUCCACACCGGGUGCCCCGUACGGGGCUGGUGCAGGGGCAAGCACACCGUCUGCAUCCCCUCCAGCAGCCACACACGGCCUCCCUCUCUCCCCCCCCCCCCCCCGGCCGGCGCUGCCAUCGCUGCCCAAGAAGAUGGGAGACCCCUUUGGCCGCUGGAGCGGCCCCCCGUCCCGGGGCGAAACCGAAGACAUCUCCCACCUCCACCGCUCCAACAGCUUUGCCCGACCCAGUGGGAAAAGCAUCUACAACCAGCGCAAGGACUACAGCCAGAGCCUGCUCAAACCCCAAAGCAAUUUCCAGCACCAUGUGGAGCACCUGCUCACCAUGCGGCUGGACAGGGACAUCCGCAACACCGAUGACUGCCUGGCUCGCCUGAAGGCGCUGGAGGCCCAGGGCCGGGUCUGGGGGCAGGACCUCGUCCUGCAGGUCAAGAACCAGGAGCUGGUGCUGAGCGAUGUGGAGAGCAAGGAGGAGCUGGAGAGCUACCCGCUGGGCAGCGUGCGGGACUGCGCGGCCCUGCUGGAUGCCUGCAGCUACGACUCGGUGCUGGCCGUCAGCGUGCAGGAGCAGAGCCCCCCCGGCACCAGCGUCCUGCUCUUCCAGUGCGACCGCAUCGGGGCCCAGACGCUGAAGAGCAGCCUGGAGAAGCUGGUGAAGCAGUGCAAGGAGGAGCAGAACCAGUAUGGACACAGGGCCCCUUCGGACCUGUCCGACACGAUCCCCCCGUACAUGUCAGCCCCCUACAGAGCCCCGGAGCGGUGGGCAGGCACCCCAGAGCCCACCUCACCUGCACUGCCCCAGCACAGAUCAUCCUCCUUGGACUACAGGGGGGGCAGCUGGGACCACCCCCCAGCACCAGCCACCCAGCAGAACACCUGGGUCAACCCCUCAGGCCAGGCCAUGUCUGAAACCGACCGAGACGUGAUGGUCCUCAACCACGUGCUGGACGACAUAGAGCUCUUCGUGAAGCAGGUGAAGGAUGCCCUCAGCCUGACGAGCACCAAGAACCAGAAAAAGAAGAAGAAGAGCAAAGCUCUGCCACCCGAGGCCAGCUACAAGGACUUUUUCCAGAAGGUGAAAUAUGCCCUGAACCUCCUGGGAAUCACCCACCAGCAGCUAGAGAACCCGGACCCUGCCCAGCUGCUGCACCUCAUCUUCGAUACCCUGUCCUUCGUCCUGGACAACUGCCCCAACCACAGACUGGCGCCAGCGGUGGAUGCACCGCUGCUGAUCCCGGAGGCGGUGGAGCUGCUGGAGAAGACCCUGCACCCGCAGGAGUACAGCACCUGGAAGAUGCUGGGCAUCGCCUGGAACAAGACCAGGGCCGAGUACCCCAACAGCGAGCAGGUGCCCCCCUACAUCCCCACCUUCUCUGACGGGUGGCUGCCCCCACCCAUGAUGAAUCCAGAGCAGCAGCAGCAGUCACCGGCCACCAGCUACAAGAACACCCCCAGCUAUGGGAACAUCCCCGGCCAUAGGAACGAGGACAUUCCCAGCUACGGGGACGUUCCCGGCUACGGGGGCACUCCUGGCUAUGGGAGCAUCCCUGGCUAUGGGAGCACUCCUGGCUACGGGAGCACUCCCAACCGGGGGGACGUUCCCAGACGCGGGGACAUUCCUGGCCAGGUGCCCUUUUCGCCCCCCCCCAGGCUGGCGCGGGCUCUGUACGAGUUUCAGGGCAGGAACCCCCAGGAGCUGAGCGUCAGGAUGGGGGACACGCUGGAGGUGCUGGACCAGCAGAAGAAGUGGUGGCUGGUGCAGAACAGCAUGGGGCACAAGGGCUACGUCCCCAGCAACAUCCUGGAGCCGCUGGGGCACGAGGACGGCUGGAGCCAGGUCAGCCCCCCCAACCUGCACAUGGGCUCCUCGCCGGCGGAGGUGACGGCCUGGCUGAAGGACAAGGGCUUCUCGCGGAUCACGGUGAGGUGCCUCGGGGUGCUGUCGGGCCACCAGCUGCUGCAGAUGACGCCGGAGGAGCUGCGCGCCGUCUGCCCCGAGGAGUGGCGACGCGUCCUCUUCAAGCUCUCCUCCGUCAAGACGUCCCUGGGGAUGAGCCCCAGGGACUGAGCCCCAGGGACCACGCCGACGCCGUCCCCAACAUCCUCCUGCUGCCACCCCAGGACGGAGCGACCCGGGGGGGGCAGCCCUGCAGGACUGGGGGGGCCUGGCAGCAGGAGGUUCCCCAGCCCCUUAGGGCACCCAUUCCUCCCAAAAGCACCGGCGGUGGGAAGCUGCUGGGGGGGCACCAGGGAUCCCCCGGGGAGAACUGCUCUGCAGAAGCCGGGGGGAAGCCGGGUACCCCCCCGGGGGGGCCACGCACCGCGAAAGGCUCGCACGAGCCCUGCAAGGCUGAGCUGCUGCUGUGGAAAAUAAAGAGAAUGACAGCA